Messenger RNA from Camelus dromedarius (Arabian camel), 6154 nucleotides. It is a transcript of the gene LMO7, whose product is annotated as LIM domain 7. The record is from RefSeq and is a predicted model, not a curated record. Bases 305 to 5359 code for a protein of 1684 amino acids. The transcript has 31 exons. Gene Ontology annotation, molecular function: protein binding. NCBI's taxonomy places the organism in Eukaryota, Metazoa, Chordata, Mammalia, Artiodactyla, Camelidae. Gene Ontology annotation, biological process: regulation of signaling; regulation of cell adhesion.
GUCGUCGGUGCUGGUGCCGCGCGCCGCCUCUGGUCGCCCUCUCCACCUCCCGCGCUCUGCCGGGCUGCCGGUGUCCCCGAGGACCCGAGGGCUUUUUCGGGAGUUUAGAGAAAGCUACGUCUUUAAGUUCUUUUGGGUUCGAAACUUUACAGAACUACUGAGCGCAACAAAGGGAAAGAGAGCCCAGACGUCUCGCAGCUGAAGAGAGGCAGGGGCGGCGGGCCGGACGCGCGCGGGACCCCAGACUCUCCGCGCACCCACCACGUCUCUGUCUCUCCCCCUUUCCCUCCUAGUUCUGGAAGGGAUGGAGGAGGCGGAGGCCGACUGCGCCCUAGCGUUCGCCGAGGCCCAGAGAUGGGUGGAGGCAGUAACACAGAAGAAUUUUGAAACGAAGGAUUUUCGAGCCUCUCUAGAGAAUGGUGUUCUGUUGUGUGAUUUGAUUAAUAAGCUUAAACCUGGUGUCAUUAAGAAGAUCAAUAGACUGUCCACACCGAUAGCAGGCUUGGAUAAUAUAAACGUUUUUUUGAAAGCUUGUGAACAGAUUGGAUUGAAAGAAGCCCAGCUUUUCCAUCCUGGGGAUCUACAGGAUUUAUCAAAUCGAGUCACUGUCAAGCAAGAAGAGACUGACAGGAGAGUGAAAAAUGUUUUGAUAACUUUGUACUGGCUGGGAAGAAAAGCACAAAGUAACCCCUACUAUAAUGGUCCCUGUCUUAAUUUGAAAGCAUUUGAGAAUCUUUUAGGACAAGCUCUGACUAAGGCCCUUGAAGACUCCAGCUGCCUGAAAAGGAGUGGCAGGGAUAGUGGUUACAGUGAUAUCUGGUGUGCUGAGCGUGGAGAAUUCCCUGCUCCUCCAGGCAACCAUAAGAGAGAAGAUUCAUUUGAAAGCUUGGACUCUCUGGGGUCCAGGUCACUCACAAGCUGCUCCUCUGAUACCACGUUGAGGGGGCCACGUGAAGGUUGUGAAAGUGACACAGAUUCUGAAUCUACAUUCAAAAUGCAGGAUCACAAUAAAGAUGACAUGUCCUAUCGAAGGAUUUCAGCUAUUGAACCAAAGUCUGCUUUACCAUUCAAUCGCUUUUUACCCAAUAAGAGCAGACAGCCGUCCUAUGUGCCGGCGCCCUUGAGGAAGAAAAAGCUGGACAAAAACGAGGAUAACAGAAGAAGCUGGGCAAGCCCAGCCUACACAGAAGCAGACGGAACGUUUCCAAGUAACAAGAGGAGAGCUUGGGGAAAAAACGUGGAGAACUGGUCAACAGCACAAGAAACUUCAAACUCCUCUUGUUACUUGGAAGAGGAAGAAGAAAAGACAAGCAUACCCAACACUGUAAAGGAUGAUCUUUAUGUGCGAAAGCUAAGUCCAAUCCUGCCAAGCCCAGGGAACGCUUUUGAUCAGUUUCUUCCCAAAUGCUGGAUCCCAGAAGAUGUGAACUGGAAACGAAUAAAAAGGGAAACUUAUAAACCCUGGUAUAAAGAAUUUCAGGGAUUCAGAAGGAGUUCAGGCUCUGAGGAUGAGGAUUCAGGCUCUGACAGAAGCCCCGUCGUUUUUAGUAGAAUACAAAACGCAGAUCCCAGGCUAGACAGCAACUGUCAAAGACGUUCACUCUUGCUGGAACUGGCUAUCAAACGGGCCAGAAACUCCCGGGACACCCAUGCAGCCGGGAGGACCAGUGGUGCUGCGGAUGAGCCCAGUCAGUUUCUAUUGCUUCAGGCCCUCCAGACAUACUCUGAUGACUUCCUGUCUUCUGAAACAAAUGUCAAAACUGAUCCCACUGCUGGCCCAAGGCUCAUAACACGCAGAAAGAACCUCUCUUACGCACCAGGGUAUAGACCAGAAGACCUCGAGAUGGCAGCCCUGGAUCCUGACUUAGAGAAUGAUGAUUUCUUUGUCAGAAAGACUGGGGCUUUCCAUGCAAAUCCGUGUGUGGUCCGGGCGUUUGAAGACUUGAGAAGACUCUCUGAGCAAGAUGAUCCUGUCGAGCGAGAUAUAAUUCUGCAGUGUCGGGAAGGUGAACUUGUACUUCCAGACCUAGAAAAAGAUGAUAUGAUUGUUCGCCGCAUUCCAGCACAGAAGAAAGAGGUUCCUCUGUCGGGGGCCCCGGAUAAAUACCAGCCAGUCCCGUUCCCUGACCCCUGGACUCUGCCUCCGGAAAUUCAAGCAAAAUUUCUCUGUGUCCUUGAAAGGACGUGCCCACCCAAAGAAAAAAGUAGUAGCUGUAGACUGUUAGUUCCUUCAUGUAGGCAGAAGAAAGAUGACAUGUUGGCUCGGAAGAUCCAGUCUUGGAAGCUGGGAACGACUGUGCCUCCCAUCAGUUUCAUGCCUGGUCCCUGCAGUGCGGCGGACUUACAGAAGUGGGAGGCCAUCCGGGAGGCCAGCAGGCUUAGGCACAAGAAGCGGCUGAUGGUUGAGAGACUCUUUCAAAAGAUUUAUGGUGAGAAUGGGAGUAAGUCCAUGAGUGAUGUCAGCGCGGAGGACAUUCAGAACUUGCGUCAGCUGCGUUACGAGGAGAUGCAGAAAAUAAAGUCACAAUUAAAAGAGCAAGAUCAGAAAUGGCAGGAUGACCUUGCAAAAUGGAAAGAUCGUCGAAAAAGCUACACUUCAGAUCUGCAGAAGAAAAAAGAAGAGAGGGAAGAGAUUGAGAAGCUGGCGCUUGAGAAGUCUGAGAGAAAAUCUAAGACAUUUAACGAAAUGCUGCAGGACAGGGAGUCCCAAAGUCAGAUGCCUACAGCUACAUCAAGGAGGAGAUUGUAUUCUUCUGAUGACGUAUUCACUGAAGAAAAGCUUCCCCCUACACUGACUAUGUCAGAAGCAAGUUACCAGAGUGAGAGGGUAGAAGAGAAGGGGACAACUUAUCCUGCAGAAAUUUCUAAACAAGAUUCUACAACUUUUGCCAAAAGGGAGGAUGCUGUAACAGCUGAAAUUCAGCUUCCUUCUAAAAGCCUCUGGGAGGAACACCACCCAGCCUCUUUGUCUUCUCAGCAUUCACUGAAUAUACAAGUGGAGUCGAAUCGAGUUUCAGCUUCUCUCCCCAGAAGUUACCAGAGAUCUGAUACGGCCAGGUUAACAUCUGUGGUCACACCAAGACCUUUUGGCUCUCAGUCAAGGGGAAUCUCAUCACUCCCAAGAUCCUACACGAUGGAUGAUGGUUGGAAGUAUAAUGGAGACGUAGGAGGCGUUAAGAGAACCCAAAGCGAUUUGGUUAGCACCUCUCUGCAAAAACCGGACAAAAGCCAGCUGGCGCCCAGCUCAUCCAGCGAAGGACAGGCAGCAGCCUCCCGAGAAGGUGUGAUGAGGUUGCCCUCUCCUACACCCCCCGUCUCAUCUCCUUCCCAGGACCAUGCUGCCGCUUCUAAAGACACAUUAUCUUCAACAUCCAGUCCUGAUUUAAUGUCUGAGCUUGGAGAAGGGAGAAGCUCCCCACAGUCAGAGGUCUCAAGACCACAGGAUCAGUUCAGUGAUAUGAGAAUCAGCAUAAACCAGACGCCCGGGAACAGUCUUGACUUUGGGUUUACAGUAAAAUGGGCUUAUUCCGGGAUCUUCGUAGCAUCAGUCGAAGCAGGUAGCCCAGCAGAAUUUUCUCAGCUACAGGUAGAUGAUGAAAUUAUUGCUGUCAACAACACCAAGUGUUCAUAUAAGGACACAAAAGAGUGGGAGGAAACCAUGGCUAAAGCGCAGGAAGCUGGAAACCUAGUAAUGGAUAUCAGGCGCCAUGGAAAGUCUGACUGGGGCACAGACCAACCUUCCCUGCCAUUUACACGGCAUAAAACCCUCAAUCUCACCAGUAUGGCUACCAAAAUUAUAGGUUCACCUGAAACAAAGUGGAUUGAUGCAACUUCCGGAAUUUACAGCUCAGACAAAUCUUCAGAUCUAUCAAUGACAACUGAUUUCUCAGAAAGCCUUUGGCAUUCUAAAACUGAAUCCAAGGAAAUCAAUGGCAUUCCUGAGGAAAGCAAUACUUUUGAAUCAAAAGGAAGCUCCGAUUCCGUGGUGCCUGAUCUUCCAGUCCCAACCAUCAGCGCCCCGAGUCGCCGGGCGUGGGAUCAAGAGGAGGAGCGGAGGAGGCAGGAGAGGUGGCAGAAGGAGCAGGACCGCCUGCUGCAGGAAAAAUAUCAACGUGAACAGGAGAAACUAAGGGAAGAGUGGCAGAGGGCUAAGCAGGAGGCUGAGAGAGAGAAUUCCAAGUACUUGAAUGAGGAACUGAUGGUCCUGAACUCCAACAGCCUGUCUCUCUCCACCCGGGACCCUGCCCUCGCCAGCCGGGGUGAAGAGUCCAAGGCUCCUGACACAGAGGGAACGCGGGCAGAGGAGGAGACCAGGCAGCAGCAGCACGAGGAAGGCCUGAAUGAGGACCAGAGCAGGAAGCUGCUGGAACAGCUCACUCUUGAGAAAGAGAGGAAGCUGAAGGAGCAGCGGUACCAGGAAGAGCAGGAGCAGAAGCGGCAUCAGGCAGAGGCCGAGGCCGACGAGCAGAAGCGCCAGGCAGAGAGAGAGAGGGAAACUUCCAUCAAAAUAUACCAGUACAGAAGGCCUAUUGAUUCCUAUGAUAUACCAAACAGAGAGGAAGAAUCUUCAGGGCUGCUUCCCAGUGACAGGAAUAAAUCCAGAUCCACUACUGAGCUGGAUGAUUACCCCACAAAUAAAAAUGGAAGUAAUAGAUAUGUGGACCGAAUUGGGAGCAGUAUCUCAUCACAGAAGAGCUCCAAGAAGGAACAAGUUCCAUCAGGAGCAGAGUUGGAGAGACAACAGAUCCUUCAAGAAAUGAGGAAGAGAACAUCCCUUUACGAUGACAACAGCUGGAUCCGACAGCGCAGUUCCAGCGUCAAUAAGGAGCCUAUCUGUCUGCCUGGAAUUAUGAGAAGAGGUGAAUCUCUGGAUAACCUGGAUUCCCCAAAAACUAGUUCUUGGAGACAGUCCUCUUGGCUCAAUCAGCCUUCAGGGGUCUACGCCUCUUCCUCUGUCCAAGACUUCAGUCGUCCCCCACCACAGCUGGUGUCCACAUCCAACCGUGCCUACAUGCGAAACCCAUCCUCCGGCGUACCUCCUCCUGCAGCUGGCUCCGUGAAGACCGCCCCACCUACCCCGACACCGCGCAGCCAUUCCCCUGUGGCUCCACAGCCACGCAGCAGGUCGGUCAGUGGGAAGCGCGUGUGUUCCUACUGCGAUAACAUUCUGGGCAGAGGAGCCGCCAUGAUCAUCGAGUCCCUGGGUCUUUGUUAUCAUUUACAUUGUUUUAAGUGCACGGCCUGUGAGCGGGACCUCGGAGGCUCUUCCUCAGGAGCCGAAGUCAGAAUCCGAAACAGCCAGCUGUACUGCAAUGACUGCUAUCUCAGAUUCAAAUCUGGACGGCCAACCGCCAUGUGAUGUAAGCCUCCACACGAAAGCACUGUUGCAGAUAGAAGAAGAGGUGGUUGCUGCUGAUUUAGAUCUAUAAAUGUCUAUUGUAUGUCCUUUUGCUUUUUUUUUUCCUUAAGAAAUAACACUUUUCCUGGCCUCUUUAGAGUACCUCAGAGCAUUAUACUCUUUCUUGGUAGAACCUGUAUUUUUGUUGUUUAUUUAUAAGAAGGUAAUUAUGUGUGUGUGUGUGUGUGUGUGUGUGUGUGUGUGUGUGUGUGUGUGUGUGUUGGGGGAAGUACAGUAUUUCCUUUCUGAAUUCAGCAUCCUCAAAGCACCAGGGAAAAAAAUAAGAAUAUCGAAAUAUUUUUGAGGCCGAUAAUGAUCUAAUUUGACUUUCUAGUGGUGUUCUGAAGAGGGUUAUUUUAUUGUUUUUUUUUUUAUCGGUUCUGAAACAUUAUUUGAAAUAGUUAAUAUAAAUAUGUCACUGCAUUUGCUCUGUUUAUUGUCAUGUAUGCUAAAUUAAUGCAGGACCAUGUGGAAAAUUUCACUGAGAUCCACCCCCAAAUUUGCUUUCUGUAUCCUUCUUUUCAUCUAUGUAAUAUUGCAAUUACAAUUUUUUUUUAACUUACCUAACAUUUUACUUGCUUGAUGAGGGGAGCUCUGUUUUCUUCACCAGAAUUGUCGCUAAGCAGUUCCCAGUAGAAAGUUGCUUCUUUUCAUUCAUGGAAGAUCUUCAUGGUUUGUAUGCCAGAGGCUUUCUCCAGAAACUAGUGAGCCUUUCUGUUCAACUGCAUUUGUAAAUAAACUUGCUGAUGCAUUCAA